Molecule: messenger RNA, 2534 nt
Organism: Malus domestica (apple)
Lineage: Eukaryota; Viridiplantae; Streptophyta; Magnoliopsida; Rosales; Rosaceae
Source: RefSeq, a predicted model, not a curated record
AAUGACCUUCAAAUCAAAUAAAAAACUCACCAAAAAAAUUCACAAACACUUCCAAACACACAAAAACAAAUAAUGAAGAGAGACAGACAGACCAGAAAAACCCCAAACCACCACCACCAAGACCAGAAAAUCAACACAAUGGAGAACGGUCACGAUUGGAAAAUCGUGGAGAAAUUCUCAGGGUUGACGGUUUCCACCGCCGACCCAAUUGCUUCUUCUACCCCCACCACCGCCACCACCACCGCAGACAAUCAAGACAGCAGCUUGCUUCAAGUUAUGUACGCCAUGGAAGCUGCGGAGGCCACAAUCAAGCAGCAGGUGGAAGACAACAUUCGGUUGCGGGCUCAGCUCGAACACAAGAUUCUCGAGCUGCACAGGUACAAGCUCCACGAAUCCAUGGCCGCCCAGUUGCCGCCUUCCGCCCGCGAAUCUCUGGACCAAGCUCAUCAGGUAGCUGCCCCCGGCGUCGACAAUCGAAUCGAGAGGAUUGCGAAUCACGGUUCGUCACAGCAGAGUCGUGGGGAAUCGGAAACAAGGGAGACCCAGUUGAGCGGCAGCGAAAUCAAUGAAGGAAUGAAGGUGGUUCGGGUUUCGGGUACUCCGACGGCGGCUGAUAACGCAAGCAACGUGAUAUCGAGAUUGUCAUCGCCGUCUACGAUGACGUCUCUUUCACCAGGCAGGUCGAGCACGGGGGGUGAUUACGGAAAUGGGUUGAUGCCAUUGACCGAGUCGAAUAACCCUAAUAGCAGCAUGUUGAAGAAGGAUCUGGUUGUUAGGAUUCAUGAGCACGAUCAGGAAAUUAUGCAAUUGCGGAAGCAUUUGGCGGAUUAUUCGAUCAAAGAGGCGCAAAUUCGGAACGAAAAGUAUGUGCUGGAGAAGCGCAUUGCUUACAUGCGUUUGGCAUUUGAUCAGCAGCAGCAGGACCUUGUGGAUGCUGCAUCAAAGUCUCUGUCCUACAGGCAAGACAUAAUUGAGGAGAACAUUCGGCUCGCUUACGCCGUGCAGGAUGCGCAGCAGGAGAGAUCGACUUUUGUUUCGUCUUUGCUGCCGAUUCUGGCUGAGUACUCGUUGCAGCCACCUGUCCCCGAUGCACAAUCGAUUGUUGAGAGUGUGAAGGUUUUGUUUAGGUAUAUGAAGGAGAAGUUGCUUCUUACUGAGUCCAAAUUGAAAGAGUUGCAGUAUCAGUUAACGCCUUGGCGAUCAGAUACAAAUCAGCAGCCGAGUAAAGUUAAUGUUUCUGCGCCGCAGUUAUCACCACCGCCGCCACCACCACCACAGUCCGUUGCUGGAGCAGCAUUGCUGAAUGUAAGCAGAAAUGGGCUUGAAAUAGUUGCUCAGAAUCAGCAAGCAUAUUCUUACAUUGGUGGAAGCAAGGCGCUUGCUACCUCCGAUGCGCAGACAACUGCGGAAUGGAAUCCUCAUCAGCAGAGUGGUUUUGGUGGCGGUGUCGCCAACAAUGUGGAACACAAUGACCUGGUCAUGGGGAAUGCAUAUCACCCUGUUCCAAACCGGACUUUUGUAGCCCAGAACACACAGAGAGAGAUGGAUGAUCAAGAUGCAGAGGGAAACCACAAUGAGAGAGACUCGUCCAAUUGGAGUGCAGGAACGUCUCCUUACGCAUCACCGCUCAAUGAAUCCAGCUCCCCAUAUCCCCGUUACUUAACGCCAGUUAUUGAAGAGGGCUCUUCUUCAUACUCAGAAGCUGCAGAUGAUGAUCCAUUACCAGCUAUCGAGGGCCUCCAAAUCUCGGGUGAAGCUUUUCCAGGACACAAGCUUCAGGCAUCUGGAUACUCCACCAACGGAACAACCAGUUGCAACUUUGAGUGGGUAAGACAUCUCCAAGACGGAUCAGUUAACUACAUUGACGGAGCAAAGGAACCGAACUACCUUGUAACUGCUGAUGAUGUCGAUGCAUACCUUGCGAUCGAAGUCCAGCCUCUGGACAACAGGAAGCGAAAGGGGGCGCCCGUAAAGGUGUUUGCCAACGAGAACAAGAAGAUCACUUGCGACCCCGAAAUGCAAUCACAGAUAGAGAAGAUUCUUCACAAGGGCCAAGCCUCGUUCAAAAUACUUCAGUUCACCGAAUACCACGACGUAUGGGAACCUGCAACACUGGCCAUAAAGCGGGGAGCUUACAGCAUAAAGUGUAGUGGAGGGCCGAGUGGAAGCGGAGCUGUAGUUGCAGAGAAGUUUUCUUCAAACACAAUUGUCAGAAUCCCAUAUGGAAGUCCAACAGAAUUCAUAAUACUCAGCAGCUCCGAAAACGGAGGUGAGUAUAUGUUGAAAACGGACAGUGAGAGCUGUUCUAGAGAUACAGCAGUGCUCACAUUGAGAUUGUUUGUUCAUAGGGCAGAUAAGAGGACUAGAAAGAAAGGGAAAAUAGGGACUUACUUUUUCAACAAGUAUUUGUAGUAGGUGUUCCUUUAGGCUCAGAAUUCAGCAGGGGUGUCUCUUGUUAUUUGCUUUUAGGGUAGUUUGGGUGUCCUUUACAUAAUUUUUGGGGUGUGCAGUUGAAAUUUUAAUUUUUCUCACUA